AUGUCGACCGGGCCAUUUGCAGACAAACCCGAGGCACCGGAAGAGGUCAAAGUGGACGAAAUGUUUGCCGAUCAUUGUACAUUAUCCUGGAAACCACCGGAGAAGGACGGCGGUUUACCGAUCACCAGUUAUAUUGUGGAGAAAUGUGACGCGACCACCGGUAUCUGGGAGCGUGUGCCAACAGUUAUUAGUGGCAACACGUGCCCAGUACGGGAUCUAAUCGAGGGCAAGCGAUAUCGUUUCCGAGUAACGGCAGUAAAUCCACUGGGUCCCGGAGAACCGGGUGAAGUGAACGGUGCAGUCACGGCCAAAAAUCCGUUUGAGGCCCCCGACUCUCCGGAUCACUUGAAUAUCGACUCGUUUGACAAGCACUCGGUCGAUUUGUCCUGGGAUGCUCCGAAACACGACGGCGGCAAUCCUAUCAAGGGCUAUCUGAUCGAGAAACGUACACCAAAAGGCGAAUGGAAACCGGCAACUAGUGGUUUGGUAAGCGGAACCAGUGCACAUCUACCUGGACUGGAAACCGGUCAGACUUACGAGUUCCGUGUCAGUGCGGUGAACGAUGCCGGACCAGGUCGACCAUCCCGUGCCACCGCUCCGCAUGUGGCUAAGGAUCCGAGCUGUGAGUACUCCUGGGCACAAUUACAUGCAGUAAUUGAGCAGUUAGUUUAUACCCAUAUCCGGUUUAUUCUUGAGUAUAUGAUACCGAAUGAAUGGUAA
Messenger RNA from Echinostoma caproni, 720 nucleotides. The record is from the annotation of a GenBank genome assembly. NCBI's taxonomy places the organism in Eukaryota, Metazoa, Platyhelminthes, Trematoda, Plagiorchiida, Echinostomatidae.